Molecule: messenger RNA, 1166 nt
Organism: Octopus sinensis (East Asian common octopus)
Lineage: Eukaryota; Metazoa; Mollusca; Cephalopoda; Octopoda; Octopodidae
Product: gastrin/cholecystokinin type B receptor
Exons: 5
Coding region: 34-990 (318 amino acids)
Biological process (GO): G protein-coupled receptor signaling pathway
Cellular component (GO): membrane
Molecular function (GO): G protein-coupled receptor activity
Source: RefSeq, a predicted model, not a curated record
CAGGGAAUCGCCUUUUUCUCAUUUACCUGGACAAUGGGUUACGUGCUGUGUAAAAUGGUUCACUAUGUUCAAAAUGUCUCCAUGAUUUGCUCCGUUAUGACGCUUACAAUGAUGAGUGUAGAGAGGUACAUAGCCAUCCGGUAUCCUCUUAAAGCUAAGUACCUCUGUACUUUAGUCCACGCCAAAAUUGUCAUCUUCUGUACUUGGUUCCUCUCGCUCUUCAUGGCUAUUCCUAUUCUAUUUGGACAGCAACUUGUCGAAGUCGGAUAUUUCAUGAAAGGUUAUUUGUGUAUCAAGGAAUGGUCAACGCCAGAGAUGAGUAAAUUAUAUGAACUCUACAUGUUCUUUAUAAUGCUCGUUAUUCCAACAUGUGUAAUGAUUGUGGCCUAUUCUGGUAUUUACUGUGAAAUGGUUAGUGUUACGGCACGGAGAGCUGACAUGAGAACUGGCAGUCUUUCAGAAUGUUCAACGAACCACAAUAACUACAAAAUGACCAAAUCAAACAAGAAAACCGCCAAAAAAAUAUCUGUCGAAGAUGACAAAACGAAAAUGCAGGUUCUGAAGAUGUUGGCGAUUGUUGUCCUGCUGUUUGUUCUGUGCUGGGCACCAAUUCUUAUCAACAACGUUUUGGUCGGUUUCGAAAUCCUACCCGUCCUCCACUACGGUCACACGAAACCCGUUCGCAUGGCCUUCCAUCUCAUGUCUUACUUCAACAGCUGCAUCAACCCAGUCGUCUAUUCAUUUCUGUCUAGGAACUUCCGCGAGUCAUUCAAGCAUAUAUUCCGUAACUUGUGCAACAGAAGUCUACGACCAACGAACGGUCGCGAACGAUCAAUUAGAAGAUCUACCGUGUCAUUCACAACAAGGUCUACCUCAUUUAAUCAGAAUCGUCGACAUCACAACAAAAACAGCGAGGAAAAACUGGACCACAGCAACUCCAGUUCAGAUAACGUCAAGGUCACCAUUGUAUCGUGUUCUGAAGAUGCCUGAACUGGUCGAUGUUAAUCAAUGAUAUAUAUUAUUCAUCCAUUUGUAAAAUGGCUUAUUUAUUAUAUAACGUACCGUUUUGUUCAAUCAGUCGUUAAAUAUCUAUUAUUAUAUAAUUAGAUUCUAAUCAGGUUAUCAUAUUUUAUAAUGAAAGUAUUAAAUAAUUGUAAAAACACAAA